This is a messenger RNA of Pteropus alecto (black flying fox), 5980 nucleotides long. It is a transcript of the gene TENT5C, whose product is annotated as terminal nucleotidyltransferase 5C. The coding region runs from base 1072 to 2247 and encodes 391 amino acids. The record is from RefSeq and is a predicted model, not a curated record. The transcript has 2 exons. Gene Ontology annotation, molecular function: poly(A) RNA polymerase activity; RNA binding. Gene Ontology annotation, biological process: mRNA stabilization. Lineage: Eukaryota; Metazoa; Chordata; Mammalia; Chiroptera; Pteropodidae.
GACAGCGUGAGCAGCGAAGUGGUCCAAGCGAGUGGCUUGCGAGCUGCGCUUCUCUUGCAAACUUCUCGGGAAUACGGCGUCCGCGACCUGGUCCCUCCCCUUUCAGAAAUGAAACUUGCUUACCCUGUCGACUAAAAGCCAUGACAGUCAGUUGACUCGGCUAGCGGUGCCGCGGGUGGCGCAGAGGCGCCGCUGCCCCGGGCCGUGUCGCAGUACGGAUCGCGACGGUGGGAGGGGAGUCGGAGGCGGGCGACGAGCCUGCCCGGGACCUGUGGGUAGGCUGUGCACCUAAACCCGGAGCGCCGGCGGGCGACAAAGCAGAAGUGCGCUUCCUUGAGGCAAGGGGGGACUUCGGGGGAAAACGCCUGGCCGGUUUCUCCGGAGAACACGAGUUGACCCAUCCUCACUAGAACCGACAGUUAGGGCUGGACCCCGCGGAAGGGGUCAGCUCAGUCCCCUUCCUGGGACCUACUGCCUUUUUAACUUCCUUUUUACUUAGUUAUUUAUUUUUUUUAAUGGAGUUACAACAUGCAAACAAUUGAGUGCUUCAAGUGCACCUAUUACUAUGAAGACUAAUUCUUUGUAUUGUGACAGUUGGUUUUCAGAGUAUUUGAUAGGUGGGGUAGGAUCUCUGACCUCCCCCGGAAAUGAAGUUAAGAUCCAUCAAUCCUCCUGAAGUAGACUCCUGGCGGCCCAGCUGCUCUCCGGGGUGGGGAUGAGAGUGGCCAUUGUUGGCUACACUAACCUUUCAACGUUGUGUGACUUGGCCAGGAAGCAAGAUGAGGGCGGUAGAAGCACUUACUUACCAGGAAUUGUGCCGAGUCUUAAAUCCCCAGAGGUAUUACUGAGGGGGUGAGACCUGCACACUCGACCAUGCAGUUGAAGAGUGGGGUGGGGACUGGAGAAUGCUGACUUUUCUCUUGGCUUUCAGGGAGGCCGUUUGAGCUGGACCAGCAUCUGUCCUUUGCCAUUGCUGGUGAAGAUGGAAAACUUAAUAUCUCUGGAGUCAAGCUUUUACUUGAGAUAACUGAAACCUUAUGUCUUAAGUGUCCCUGGCAAGGACGGCCCAGGAUGGCAGAGGAGAGCAGCAGUACCAGGGACUGCGUGUCCUUCAGCGUGCUCAACUGGGACCAGGUCAGCCGGCUGCACGAGGUCCUGACCGAGGUCGUGCCCGUCCACGGGCGAGGCAACUUCCCAACCCUGGAGAUCACUCUGAAGGACAUCGUGCAGACCGUCCGCAGCCGGCUGGAGGAGGCGGGCAUCAAGGUUCAGGACGUCCGGCUGAAUGGCUCUGCAGCUGGCCACGUCCUGGUCAAAGACAACGGCCUGGGUUGCAAAGACCUGGACCUGAUCUUCCACGUGGCCCUCCCCACGGAGGCGGAGUUUCAGCUGGUCAGAGAUGUGGUUCUGUGCUCCCUCCUGAACUUCCUGCCCGAGGGCGUGAACAAGCUCAAAAUCAGCCCCGUGACCCUGAAGGAGGCCUACGUGCAGAAGCUGGUGAAGGUUUGCACGGAUGCCGACCGCUGGAGCCUCAUCUCCCUGUCCAACAAGAACGGGAGGAACGUGGAGCUGAAGUUCGUCGACUCCAUCCGGCGUCAGUUCGAGUUCAGCGUAGACUCCUUUCAGAUCAUCCUGGAUUCUCUGCUCUUCUUCUACGACUGCUCCAGCGGCCCCCUCUCCGAGCACCUGCACCCCACGGUGAUCGGGGAGAGCGUGUACGGGGACUUCGAGGAAGCCUUCGACCACCUGCAGAACAGACUGAUCGCCACCAAGAACCCCGAGGAGAUCAGGGGCGGGGGGCUGCUCAAGUACAGCAACCUCCUCGUGCGGGACUUCAGGCCCACAGACCAGGAAGAGAUCAAAACCCUCGAGCGCUACAUGUGCUCCAGGUUCUUCAUCGACUUCCCAGACAUCCUCGAGCAGCAGAGGAAGCUGGAGACCUACCUUCAGAACCACUUCGCGGAGGAAGAGAGGAGCAAGUACGACUACCUCAUGAUCCUCCGCAGGGUGGUCAACGAGAGCACCGUGUGCCUCAUGGGGCACGAACGCCGGCAGACGCUGAACCUCAUCUCCCUGCUGGCCUUGCGCGUGCUGGCGGAGCAGAACAUCAUCCCCAGCGCCACCAACGUCACCUGCUACUACCAGCCCGCGCCUUACGUCAGCGAUGGCAACUUCAACAACUACUACGUCGCCCAGCCCCCGGUUCCCUACAGCCAGCCGUACCCUACCUGGCUGCCCUGUAACUAACCUCGAACCUGAGGGUUCCACAGCGGGAACCCCCGUAGGGCAAGGGCUCUCAGGUAGGGGAGCCUCCUUCUAGAUGUAGGUGUUUGGCUUUUAAAGGGGAACUCAGCUCUGAUUCUGCUUUUUUUUUUUUUUUUUUUCUUUGUAUACCCAUUGGAAUGGGUCUACAGUAUAUCAUGAGCCAACCCUAAGGGGACCCCAUUAUUCCAGUGCCACUUUGGAAAAUGCCGUGGGAAGUAUGACCUAUCCACAUCUUUCCAAGACAGACACUAACGUGUCGCGUCCCGAACACCAGCACAGGGGGACUCGAGCUCUGUGCGGUAAUCGAGAUUGGGGGCCGGGGGUGCUCGGGCAGUGUGUCAGACGUGUCGGCUCCUUGUCUUCUCACCUGAGCCUGGAGUAGCUACGUUGGCCCUCACCUGGGAGUCUCAGUUACAUGCAGGUUGUGCUGAUCGUGUGUUUCCUUGUGUCAAUUUCAGUCAGGCAGAGCAUGGUAAACAUGAGGGUGCUCCCGUGACUUACUUUUUGUUCCAAGGACGACAUCGCUGAUGUUUAUUCCCUGUCAGCAGAGCUGAGGAUUUCUUUCAUCAAUAAACCAAAGCCGAUAGCUGGAGGAUUGAGGUCUGGUUGCAAGUGGUUUAUGGUUUAGAUGCUGUGCUAUCACAAGGAAUUGUGUGAGAGAUUGCUGAGAAGAAAAAAAAAAAAAAGACCUUUUCUUGAAAUGUAACUUGAAAAUAAAAUAAAAUGUGGAACAUAAAGUUCAAAUAGAAUCGUGGUGGUGGUGGCGGGUGAUUGUAAAUAGGAGGCGUGAAUGUCCAAAUGUUUUUUUUCUUUAAGGGAUUAUCAUUGAACGACACUUCCUUUAUCCUCAUCAGUCCAUCCCGUCCGCUUCGCUCUUCCUGAGGAUUGUGCUGAGUCUGCUGCAGUCACUGCAGUAGGUGACAUGGGAGAAUCUUCCCGUGUUUUAAUUGGAAACCCGUUUUGGUCACAUUCCAAGUAUGACAAGCUGUUUUUCGGGAGUCCUUUGGCUGAUUGUGUGUGUGUGUGUGUGUGUGUGUGUGUUCGAGUAGCAACUUCCUCCUGCAGGUUGUUUUGACAGCAGGUAAAAUUCGGGGAUUUCAGUGGAAUGGAGUGACCUGUGGAGUGAUCUGCUCCUGUGGGCUGAGUUUUUGGGCUUAGAAUUGCUCUAGGCUGGAAACCGCUGUCCCCAUGCCAUGCGUGAGGUAGAGUUUCGUGUCCGGUCGGGCCUCGAGUGUGUCAGCAGUACCGAGGCUCCUUGCAAUGAUCAAUUCUGGUGUAUUUGGGGAAGACUUGAGUGAAUGAAUGAAGACUGAUCUUUCUUAUUCUGGUAGAUUUGACUAUGUUUGUUUAUAUUCUGCACUUUAGAAGAAAAACAGUGUUAAUCUCUAGUCUAAAGCAAGCUUAGUGAACGGGAGACUUCUAGGCGUCUGUUGCUUUGCCGAUAGAUUAAAUAAGGGAUUUCGUGUUUUGACACUUUUUGUGGGAUCUCUUAGAAAGCAUCACUUUAGGGUGUCAAAGGCAAAGAGACUCCAUAUUGCCAGCCAGCUUGGUUUCUCAAGUGAUUUAAUCAAGCCCAUACUCCUGAUUUUAAAUUUCUCCUGUGGUCGUAAACCCCCCAAGCCCUGAGUGAGUGCUUUCUCCUGCUUUAAGCAGCAGAGUUACCUUAAUGCAGAAAUGCUCGAUAGAAAAUGAGUGGUUUACCUUUUUCUAAAGAUUAUAUAUUUUCAGGUUUUUUUUCUAGAAUGUUAUGUCUUGGUCCUCUUUAAAGUAGAUGGGGCAUGACUGAACCCCAAGGCUUCACUGGUAUCCAGGCUGUGUUGCAGUUGGUGACUAGAAGCCACUUCUUAGUGUGACCAGCUCCUGUCUCCCUGAGAGCCGGUUAUAUUUGAAUUCGCUGGCUUUGAGUCAAGGCUGGUUCUACAUGGGGGGCGGGGAUAGGGUGGGGUGGGGUGCUUCAGUGUUAAAAGGGGGACAAUGAAGAGUGAAUCUCAACUUUACAAAUGACGUGGUCAUCCAUGACCUUAAAAGACUGCCAUUGUGGUCAAAUGGCAACACGUUUGCACAAAAAUGACAGGUCUGUUUAACCAAAGCUUUGAAAUGUGCUGAAGCUGCCAACAAAAGCACUUGCCCGCAGAAGGCAUGCCGCCUCUGCUGGGAGGCUCGGGGAUCAGGGUGACGAGGCUCCAGAUGAAGGUGGGAUCAGAAGCGCAUCGAGUAAUUAAAUUUCCAGUUUGUCUUCAGAGCUCUUUCUGCUCCCCUCCCCCCACCCCAGCCCACCUGAUCUGGUAUUAGUCCUUCUUCGAGGGUGAAGGGAGGCACAGAAGUUGCUAGAAUUCCCCCCCACCCCACCCCCAGUUCUUUACCACGCUUCGUGAUGGCCAGCUCGGUAGAAUCUCUGCACCUGAAGUUCUUAGCCCAGCUGUUUUGGAGUUUGAGCAUAGACAUGUGUUCUACACCCAUCGGGGUAAAAAGCUGCACUUUCGAAACACCACCCUGGUCUAGUGGCGCCUUUUGGCUGCCUCAGAAUAGACCAGGUAACCUUGAAUUUGAGGCGUCUAGAAAUUCUAGCUGAAACCUGCCUUGCCUUCUGCUCCCACAAGCACCAGUUGCUCUGAACUUGUACUGAGUCCAGCGGUUCCUCUUUUCUGUGUGUUGAGUAACAUGAAACUCAGCAGUGGCCAAGGGCACCAAAGUUCAAGUACAAGUUCUAAUAUACAUUUAAGUGGACUCAUUCGCUUCGGUUCUCCGAUGCUUCCUGCACAUGCGCAUGCAGCUCGGUACCCCAGCUCUCGGACUCGGCUGAGCAGCAGGGAGAGGAACGCCGUACCCCCUCUCCUCGUGUGGCAGGAGGGUACUCGCUAAGUUCGGGGCUCCGAGCUUCAGUCUCACCUUACACUAUUCCUUACUCAAGAACUUCAACUCGGAAACUAAACUCUGUAUCACGAACACCUUCAGUCCCGGAGGAGUCAGGAUGCCUGAUACGUGGUAACAAACGUGGUUUGGCAUUUCAGUUUUUGUCCGCUCUUCUCCCCAGUUUGAUUUUUCCCUGGAGCCUUGAGUUACAGCCAUCUGUGUGGGAACCUGUGUGUGCGUGUGUGUGUGGUGACACAUUAAUAAGCAAAUUGCUAAAAAUCUGCCUGUCCUUCAGCCUCUCCACUAGAACUUACCUUCACGGUAGGCUCGACUUUCAACUGGUAUUGCUGCCUCAACUCUGGGCAGUGGUGCCCCUCAAAAGCACCUCCCCAACUUUCAGAACGCCUCCUUUCUAGUUAACUUUCUGGUACUGGUGACUUGCUUUAGGAUGCAGCUAGAUUCUGAGCUCAAACGUCCUCUUCCGGAGAAUAAAUGAUAGUCAUCCAGUUGAGACAAGAGACCAUUACUUCGGGGGUAUCUACCUGACUGGGGCUCCACGCUAGGGAGAACCCUUUGGGGGGAUUUCAUAACGUGAACGAACUCCCAGCUGCCCAGGUUGAAUGCAUAUCCUUAGUCUGGCAGAGACCAGCAUGUCACAGCUGACUUUGGAACAUGUUCCAGUUCAGCCUGUUAAACUCACAGGACCAAGGAGGACCGAAGGGGGUUAUGUUUUAAAAGGCCUGGCAACUUCUCAGGCGUAUUUGUGGAGACAUCCAAAGUGAGGACCAGGAAAGGAAAUGCCUUUUUGUGAGUUCAGUCCUAAAUCUUGUUUACCUAUCACUUAAUUAAAAAAAAAAAAAAA